Molecule: messenger RNA, 1557 nt
Organism: Andrographis paniculata
Lineage: Eukaryota; Viridiplantae; Streptophyta; Magnoliopsida; Lamiales; Acanthaceae
Product: ATP-dependent 6-phosphofructokinase 2
Exons: 2
Coding region: 25-1443 (472 amino acids)
Biological process (GO): glycolytic process; fructose 6-phosphate metabolic process
Cellular component (GO): cytoplasm
Molecular function (GO): ATP binding; 6-phosphofructokinase activity
Source: RefSeq, a predicted model, not a curated record
GCUCCAUCUCUCAGUAAUCCAUCUAUGGCGUCCUCAGCCACCGCCGGCGGCGGUAGCCGCCGCGACGAAGAAAACCGCAGCCUGCCGAUCCCCAACAUCAGGUUGCAGCGGCUGCCGCACCUCACAGACUACCUUCAAAACCUCCAAACCCACGCGAAUCCACUCGACAAUAGCCCCUUCUUCCACCCUACCCACGAAUUCUACAUCCCCCCCUCCGACGUCGUCCUCCGCCGCAUCAUCCACGACAUCACCGACGGCGCCGCUGCAUCUCCGGAGCCCCAUCCAGCCUACCACCGGGCCGGGCCGAGGAAGCGGAUUCUUUUCGACCCGAGUCACGUGCGGGCGGCGAUAGUCACGUGCGGAGGGCUCUGCCCCGGGAUGAAUACAGUGAUCAGAGAGCUGGUGGUGGGCCUCUCGGAGCUGUACGGAGUCCGGGAGAUCUUCGGCGUUCCGGCGGGGUACAGAGGAUUUUAUUCCUCUGAACCCCUGCCAUUAAACCCUAAUAUGGUCCACGGAUGGCACAAAAAUGGCGGAACCCUGCUUGAGACUUCCCGGGGAGGAUUUGACCUCGACAAAAUUGUCGACGCCAUUCAAGAUCGAGGGUUCAAUCAGGUGUACAUAAUCGGCGGGGACGGCACGAUGCGGGGGAUGGUGAAGAUCUUCAACGAAAUCAAGUCCAGGAAACUGAAAAUCGCGGUGGCCGGAAUCCCGAAGACGGUGGACAACGACGUCGGGAUUAUCGACAAGUCGUUCGGGUUCCAGACGGCGGUGGAAAUGGCGCAGCAGGCGAUCAACGCCGCCCACACGGAGGCCGAGAGCGCCGUCAACGGCGUCGGCCUGGUGAAGCUGAUGGGGCGGAGCACCGGCCACAUCGCACUCCACGCUACUCUGAGCAGCCGCGACGUCGACUGCUGUUUGAUCCCGGAGAACGAUUUCUACCUCGCCGGAACAGGCGGCCUGUUCGAAUUCCUCGACGACCGGAUCAAGAACAACGGCCACGCCGUCGUGGUGGUCGCCGAAGGCGCCGGGCAGGACAUCAUUCCGAUGACGGGCAAUUCCGAUUCCCACGUGCAGGAGAAGGACGAAUCGGGGAAUCCUGUGUUCCUCGACGUGGGAGGAUGGUUGAAAUCGGAGCUAAAAGAAUGGUGGGCGAGGGAACAUUCCGAUCAGCUGUUCACCGUGAAGUAUAUCGAUCCGACGUACAUGAUCCGCGCCGUUCCGGCGAAUGCGACGGAUAAUUUGUACUGCACGCUGCUGGCCCACUCGGCGAUUCACGGCGCAAUGGCGGGGUACACAGGAUUUGUUUCCGGCCCCAUUAACGGCAACUAUGCGUAUAUUCCGGUGACGGAAGUGGCGGAGACGAAGAAUCCGGUGAAUACAAGAGACCAUAAGUGGGCGUGGGUGAGGUCUGUUACUAAUCAGCCUGAUUUCGGUGUAAGCUAAUGACACGUGGCACUUAUUGAAAAGACAAAAGAAAAAAAUCCAAUCUUGCUACUAAAUAUGCUACUGUAAUCAUCAUUAAUUAGUGCAAUUACUUAAUUUUAUGAUGACUCAAAA